Messenger RNA from Fusarium pseudograminearum CS3096, 5427 nucleotides. RefSeq lists its product as uncharacterized. Gene Ontology annotation, cellular component: Ku70:Ku80 complex; nucleus. The coding region runs from base 1 to 5427 and encodes 1808 amino acids. Gene Ontology annotation, molecular function: telomeric repeat DNA binding; DNA helicase activity; damaged DNA binding. The record is from RefSeq and is a predicted model, not a curated record. The transcript has 6 exons. Gene Ontology annotation, biological process: double-strand break repair via nonhomologous end joining; telomere maintenance; cellular response to X-ray. Lineage: Eukaryota; Fungi; Ascomycota; Sordariomycetes; Hypocreales; Nectriaceae.
AUGGCCGAUAAGCAAGAUUGGCGAAGAGAGGAUGAAGAUGAAGGGGAGCAAGAGGUUGAUGAAAACAGCUACAAGGCGCAGAAGGACGCUAUCUUGCUCGCGAUAGAUGUGAGCAAGUCCAUGUUGGAGCCGCCGCCACCUUCAGAUUCCAAGAAGGCAGACCGUGAUAGUCCUGUGCAAGCGGCCUUAAAAUGCGCCUACCACCUGAUGGAGCAGCGCAUCAUUUCCAACCCCAAGGAUAUGAUGGGUAUCCUUCUUUUCGGCACUGAAAAGUCCAAGUUCCAAGACUCGGGCGACGGCCGGGGUGGUUUGGGCUACCCGCACUGCUAUCUGUUCACUGAUCUCGACGUUCCUGCGGCCGAAGAUGUGAAGGCUCUAAAGGCCCUAGUCGAGGAAGGUGAAGAUGAAGAUGAGGUUUUGACACCUUCCGAUGAACCCGUCAGCAUGUCCAACGUGCUAUUCUGCGCGAACCAGAUCUUUACGACCAAAGCGGCAAAUUUUGGAAGCCGUCGUUUAUUCAUUGUGACCGACAACGCCAAUCCCCAUGCUUCAGAUAGACAAGCCAAGUCUGCUGCGGCUGUUCGAGCCAAGGAUCUCUACGACCUCGGGAUUAUGAUAGACCUAUUUCCAAUUACCAGAGGAGACAACACUUUUGACGUACACAAGUUUUACGAUGAUAUAAUAUAUCGCGACCCUGUUGGAGAAGCAAACAUGUCUGAGGUUCGAACAUCAAAAUCGGGAGAUGGAUUGACUCUACUCAGCUCCCUGAUCUCGAACGUCAACUCGAAACAGACGGCAAAACGAGCUCUUUUCUCAAACCUGCCAUUCGAGAUCGCGCCGGGACUCCGUAUCUCUGUCAAAGGGUACAAUAUCGUGCAUCGUCAAGUUCCAGCCCGGACUUGCUACAUCUGGUUGGAUGGCGAAAAGGCGCAGAUUGCUUCAGGCGAAACCACACGUAUUGCGGAGGAUAACGCCAAAGUAAUCGAAAAGGGAGAUAUAAAGAAGGCCUACAAGUUUGGGGGUGAAUAUGUUUACUUUACCCCUGACGAACAAAAGUCGUUGAAGGACUUUGGAUCGCCCAUUAUUCGCAUCAUUGGCUUCAAGCCCCGCAGCUCGCUUCCUGUAUGGGCCAGCACCAAGAAGUCUACAUUCAUUUUCCCAAGUGAAGAAGACUACAUUGGUUCAAGUCGAGUUUUUACAGCGCUAUGGCAGAAGCUUCUCAAGGACGACAAAAUGGGCAUCGCUUGGUGCAUCACUCGUGCCAAUGCGCAACCGAUGCUGGCCGCUAUCAUACCGUCUAGAGAACGGUCUGACGACGACUCAGGCACGCCUUACCUGCCUGCCGGUCUCUGGAUCUACCCUCUACCGUUCCAGGACGACUUGCGAAACAUCAACCCUCCAAGCGAGGUAUUGCGAACCUCUGACGAGCUCACGACGCAAAUGAGAACCAUCGUCCAGCAGCUUCAACUGCCCAAAGCGAUGUACAACCCAUCUAAAUACCCUAACCCAGCUUUGCAAUGGCAUUACAGAAUUCUCCAAGCCCUAGCGCUGGAAGAAGAAGUGCCCGAAAAAGCAGAUGAUGCAACAGAGCCCAAGUACAAAGCCAUCAGCAAACGCGCAGGCGGUUACUUGGAAGACUGGUCUGAAUGCCUAGCACAAGAAGCAGGCAAAGUUGCAAACAGCAAGGCGACCAAACGUGAAACAGAUGAUGAGGAUGCGGAAAGACCAGCAAAGAAAUCGAGAGGGUCAUCGGAGAAGGCAUCUGGCUCCUCCUUCAGCAUGGAGCAGUUGAAGGCAGCAAUUAAUGGUGGUGGCAUUAACAAAAUGACCGUGGUGCAGCUCAAGGACUUGCUUGCUACCAAGGGAAUGAGUACGGCUGGCAGGAAGAUGGAGUUGAUCGAGAGGGUUGAACAAUGGGUGGAAGAAAACUCCGGCAACAGCCAGGGCAUACUCCCCGGGGCAGGCGUUCGUGCACAAAGCCCAACCAGUCUGGUUGGUUGGCCUUCGCACCCAACCUCAUCCAUCAAAUCAGUGCCAUUUUCAUCGUCCGCGUCGGCCCAGUUGUUUGCGCGCCCGCAAACACCAGACACUGGCGUUGAAUGCCGAAACCGUCAGAAUCUCCCAUCGCCAGCAUACACAGAUUCAUCACCCCAGAAAGAGCCCUGGGCGGAUGACUAUAUUUCUCGGCUUCUGCGUCGAGUGCGACACCAUCCGAAUCGCGGGCAGUGCGCCAACACCAGCCCCGUUAUGGCCGAUUUCCUCGCAAGUUUGGGUUUUGGAGGCGCGCAAACAACAGCCGUGUCGAAUAAUUCGCAAUGCGAUUCCGUUGAGCAACUACAUAAUCAACUGCGAGGGGUCCUAGAUGCCAAGGUGACACCGACACGAGCCGAACAUGUUGCGAUUACUACAGAGUUGAGAGCCACAGUUCGGUUUCAAUUAACUGCGUCAGAGCUGGAGAACGGGAACCACGAGAAUCCAAAUAACCUCGAUCCUGCGUUGGGAGGAGCGCAAUCAACAGGAGUGAAUGGCGAUCAGGAUGCGGGGCAGCCAUCUCGUGUUGUUUUCGCGAACGACACUAUCAUGAACCAGCCCCAAGACGACCCAGCACUUCAAAGAUCAGUCGCCAAACAUAUUAUUUCAACAAUCAGUUCAGCAGACGGAAGUAUUUGGACCGUCCGGCAGGUGUCUAGAGGAGCACAAGGAUGGACCUUUACGUAUUUGUGCAAGGAUUCAUUCCAGCAUUGGAGCCGACAAACCGCCAAGAACCCAUUAAAGACAAUAGUAGGCGAGUUCAGUCAGAGAGAGCCAGACCCGACUCUGCACACCCGACCUGCGUUUGACUGUCGAGGAUCCAUCGUUAUUGCCUUCAACCGCAGCAGUCGUUCCAUCACAAUCAAAUAUGAUCAUACUCCUCUACACAAAACAGUCGCCGAACUUGCUGCGCACUUUAAACCGCCGCCUCGCCAACUAGGACCAGGUGCACAGAAACUGCAAGAACAGCAACAAAAGGCCAAGGAGAAGACACCGAAGAAACCAAGAGGCGAGAAGAAGGACAAGAAGGAGCGAAAGAAGCGGGACUCUGUCAAGGCGCAGGACGAGAAUGGCAACCCCCGAAAGCGAAAAAAGAAGACCAAUGGCGCAUCUCAGCCCGAAGUAACUGACGGAUCCAUGAUCCCCCUGGAUUAUCCUGGAGCGCCAGCGGUUGACGGCCAGACAGACCCCUCCUACAUGAAUGGUGGACAAGCGCCGGAUAACACUGGACAUCAAGGCUUUAAUGACUACCCCCAGGGACUGAUGGGAGACGCGUCGGGAGCUACAAACGGAACCGGAUCUCAACAAGCAGGCGGCCAACCUGGUUCCGUUACUUUCCCUGUCAACGUUUCAGCAGCCGAAGCAGCACGCCGACGAGAGGCAGCAACGACAAUGCUCAGCAAUGCCGGUGUAGAUCCCACGACUCUGUCACCUGAGCAAUUUGGGAUCUUCUCUAAUCAAGCACCCGAGUUACAGCGAGAGUCAUUGAACAUGCUUGUUAAGUACGGCGCGGAGCGUCUCCGGAUUGUCCACCCCAGCAACAGGGAGGGCUCAGCUCAGGCAAACGCUUCAACUGCACAGAGCAGCCAAAGUUCAACCGGACCAAGGACCACCAAAGAACUAGUGCCACAGUCUGGCGCUCAUGACAGCCCGAACACAGAUUCUGAGGCACAAGCUGCGUCUCAGACCGCCGACGACACCUCAUCCCCUAAGCGGAAAGCGAGGAAGAUGGGCAAGUCGAGAACAGCGUGCUUCCCGUGUAAAGCACAAAAGACCAAAUGCCCAAGGGAGCGACCGACUUGCACUGAAUGUUCAAAUAAUGGAACUGCAUGUGAAUAUGCACCUCAGAAGCCACGAAACAGAGGAAAGAAGACUAAGAAAUCGGAGGAGAUUGUUAUUGACGACGAUGAAGAAGAAGAGCAGCAGGAAGAUGCUGAAGACGCCGAAGACGCUGAAGCAGAAGGUGACGAGGAAGAGGACGACGACGAUGAGCAAGCCGCUUCUCAAGACUACUCGCAUCCACAGAUGAACAUCGGAAACAUGGUCACCAAUACUGAUACGACCACUCAAGAUAGCCACGCUACACAGAACAACUAUUAUCAAUAUACUUCAAGCCUAGCCGUGCCACAGGCUAAUCCCUACCCAAACAACCCACAACCGUUGACUACGGCAGCGUCACAGAGAAAUAACUAUUCUCACGCUCUACCCGAAGUAACACAGCCAGUCCACCACGUGCCACCUCCCAUUCCAGCACCAGCUGGAACUAUUGCACCCUCUGAGACAAGACGUUGGACCGCUUUUGGCAGUAGUGGACUUAAUGGCGGAAGCGACAGCGGCAAGGCAAGACGAGGUCUUCCAUCCGAGCCUCCUCGCCCGACGGCGCAGAGUCCAUCUACCACGAACGUGCAGCCAUCGAGCUGGGGGCAAAGUCAUAACACAACGAUGCCCGCAGUACCCGCAACGACCAUGGCAACUGUCUCGCCACAAAUGUCAUACGACUCGCGUUCUAGCCAGAGAAGCCGACAGAAGAGCCAGAGUCUGUCGAAUGAUACAGCUCAACAAGCAGCAGCAAUGACCAGUACAGCCAUGCAGCAGGCUCAAACUCAGGCUCAGGCUCAUGCGCAGGCUCAAGCACGUCAGUCACCAGUUGCAGCAGCAGCUAUGAUGGCACAGGCCCGCAAGUCUCCAUACCAGCAAGUCGCGGUCCCUCGCACGACUUCUAGAACGAGCCAGCGAAACCAAUCCCGAACACCAGUCACAGACCAGGCACGGGGCUACCAGCCUCCUCCUCCUGUUGACAUGAGUCAACAGCAAAGUGCACGACCUGGUGGCCAUUACGACACAUCAUCACACAUGCCCAGCGGCUCUGGCUAUAAUGACUAUGGGCGAUAUGGCGGAACCAAUACUGCGGCAAACCAUCAGGCAGCUAUGCCAGCAGCUUCGGCAACACCGAGCACUAUGGGGACGUCUUACCAAAGCAAGCCUGCGACCGCAAAUCAGUGGUCUGGUUCAUCAAGUCGAAACGAUCGUUCAUACGGUUCCAACUCUUCGUACCAAACACCAAACAUCUAUAUGCAGACACCAGCUACGAAGGCGGUAUCAGCUUCUGGCCAGAACUUUAAGAUGCGUCCGGGUACACAGCAGCAACAGCAGCAGCCGCAACAUCAACAACAGCCACAGCAUGCUCACGGCAGCAGCAACUCUUAUAGCCAACAGCAACAGGCAAACUAUCCAGCAUAUUCUGGAUCUACACAUCAGAACCAACAAGGCCAGACCUCCAACCAGCAGCAGCAGCAACAACCACCAAGCUGGUACUUUCAAAACUCGCACAACCCCUCCAUGCAUCCUGGGGGUCAGUCAUCUGGCUACAAUUAUGAGUCAUGGUCAGGCGUCUAA